Molecule: messenger RNA, 2084 nt
Organism: Hordeum vulgare subsp. vulgare (domesticated barley)
Lineage: Eukaryota; Viridiplantae; Streptophyta; Magnoliopsida; Poales; Poaceae
Product: arginine decarboxylase-like
Exons: 2
Coding region: 76-1908 (610 amino acids)
Biological process (GO): L-arginine catabolic process; spermidine biosynthetic process
Molecular function (GO): arginine decarboxylase activity
Source: RefSeq, a predicted model, not a curated record
ACAACUUGUCCACACAACACAUUCCCACAACCAAAUAUAUACAAGUCUCCUCCAAUCUUCGCUGGUGCUUUGACGAUGGCCACCAAGAACUAUGGUGAAUUGUACAACAUGCUCGGCUGGGGUGAACCUUACUUCAUCGUGAACACGGAUGGCCACCUAUGUGUCAAGACCAACGGCCACGAGACAAAGCCAGGGCAAGAGAUAGACGUGGUGUCCGUUGUUGAAGCUGCAAAGGAAGAGGGCGUCCAGUUUCCGAUGAUCCUCCGCUUCCCCGGCGUGCUCAAGCACCGCGUCGACUCGCUCCACGUUGCAUUCGAGAACGCCAUCAAGCACACCGGGUACACGGCGCCAUAUCAGGGCGUGUACCCAGUGAAGGUGAAUCAGAACAAGGCCAUCAUCAACGACUUUGUUACCUUCGGCCACCGUCAUAGCUACGGGCUAGAGGCGGGCUCCAAGCCGGAAUUGCUCAUCGCAAUGAGCUACCUUACCAAAGCCAAGCCCGGAGCCUUCUUGGUGUGCAAUGGCUACAAGGACGCGGAGUAUGUGGCGCUGGCGCUCUCGGCGCGUGCCAUGGGCCUCAAUGUCAUCAUCGUGUUGGAGAUGGAGGAGGAGCUGGACAUCGUCAUCGACCAGAGCAACAAGCUCGGGGUGGAGCCGGUGCUGGGCGUGCGUGCCAAGCUUCUCACCAAGAUUCCAGGCCACUUCGGGUCGACGGCCGGCAAGCACGGCAAGUUCGGCCUGCUCGCGGAGAAGAUCUACGAGGUGGCCAAGAAGCUCCAGGGUCUCAACAAGCUACACUGGCUCAAGCUGCUACACUUCCACAUCGGAUCCAUGAUCCCGACAACGGACAUCGUGUCCAAUGCAGCCAGGGAGGCCUCCGGCAUCUACUGCACUCUGGUGAACCAGUAUGGUGCGCAGAUGACCACGCUGGACUGCGGCGGAGGGCUCGGCGUCGACUACGACGGCACCCGGUCAGGUAGCUCCGACAUGUCGGUGGCAUAUGGGUUGGAGGAGUAUGCGUCCAGCAUUGUGCAGGCGGUGCGGCUCACGUGCGAGUACAAUGGUGGCGUUCCCCACCCUGUUUUGUGCACCGAGAGCGGCCGCGCCAUGGUGUCGCAUCACUCGAUGAUCAUCCUCGAGGCCCUCUCGGCGAUCCCUGAGCCCAAGGACGACGAUACCCCUGAGCAGCUGCACGGCAAGAUCCAGCAUCUUUCCUCCAAUGUGCCCUCGCCGAGAGCACUCGUGGCCACGGACCUCCAGAAGCACGCCACCGACAUCCAGAAGCACGGGAUCGAGAUGUACAAGCUGGCCAAGAAGCUCUCCAAGCGGAUCGCCGGGGACGCCAACACCAUCUACAACUACCACAUGAACCUCUCCAUCUUCUCGCUCGUUCCCGACUUCUGGGGCAUCAAGCACCUCUUUCCGAUGAUGCCCGCGAGCCGGCUCAACGAGAAGCCGACUCAAAUGGGCACGCUCAUCGACAUCACAUGUGACAGCGACGGAAAGGUUGACAAGUUCAUCGGCAAUGCCGACACGCUGCCGCUGCACACGCUGGACCCUGAGAGCGACGGCUACUACGUGGCCGUGCUCCUGUCCGGCGCGUACCAGGAAGCCCUUUCUUGCAAGCACAACCUGUUCGGCGGCCCAAGCAUAGUGCGGGUCGAGAACAGCACCGACAAUAGUAUUGAUGGUGGUGGUGGUGGCUUCCACAUCGCCACAGCCGACCUUGGCCCGACGACGGAGGAGCUCAUCAGCACCGUGGGGUACGAUGUCAAGGAGGACAUUCGCGGCGUGAUCGAAAAAUGGGCCAGGGAGAAGGAGGUGUGGGAGAAGGUGGGGGUGUUCGUGGAGGCUGGGCUUACCUCCAUGCCCUACCUCGUCGAAUACAAGGUCCCGCGAACCGCCUAAUUUCAUCGUGAUUCAUAUUUCAUGCUAUUUCUUUUAUCCACACUUUGGCUUUAAAUAAGCGUAGCCGGCAUGCCUGCCUCAUUCGUACGUGUAGGACAGGCUUUGGGUUUCGCCAUUCCACGCCAUGCUUUGCCAUUUUCUAUUGAAGAAUAAAUAAAGUUCAUCUCCCCUUCUCA